This is a messenger RNA of Scleropages formosus (Asian bonytongue), 3481 nucleotides long. RefSeq names its product probable flap endonuclease 1 homolog. The transcript is spliced from 11 exons. The coding region runs from base 2079 to 3032 and encodes 317 amino acids. Gene Ontology annotation, cellular component: nucleus. NCBI's taxonomy places the organism in Eukaryota, Metazoa, Chordata, Actinopteri, Osteoglossiformes, Osteoglossidae. Gene Ontology annotation, molecular function: magnesium ion binding; DNA binding; 5'-3' exonuclease activity. The record is from RefSeq and is a predicted model, not a curated record.
AUUUCUGAAAGGACUUAUAGUUGCUUUUUUUGUGUAUCACACUAGAUGAUGUUGCCAUUCUUAUUAAAUUUUACUGGUCUGACUGAUCUCCUUUGUCCUGGAAGACUUACAUUGUUAACUUUACAAUGAUGUACCCAUAUAUACAGUAAAGUACUCUUAAAGUAUUUGCAUUUCAAUUUAUUUAUUUAGCAGAUGCUUUGAAGAAAAGCAUCACAGAAAAAUACAGUGAGUGCAUUACAUUGACAAGGCAGUCAAGGUAAAGAAUAAGGCAUCAAGGCAAAGUACAAAUUCAAGGUAAAUCUUUUACUCAAGGGUGUGACAGCAGAUCUUGACCCAGAAAUUUCCACCUUGCAAGGAAAUAGCCCCUAACUCUUGUGUUCUCUGCUGUCACACAAAUUAACUUGCUUCUUUCGGUAAGGCAGCUUCCAGUGUUACAUUUGCACAUGGUUGCCUUGUGUUAAAUAGAAAAUAAUUAUGAAAAUCCAGCGAGGGAACUCAAAUAUGUUUUCAUCAAGUAAGUGUUUAAUAGAGAAUGAAGACACUGCGUUCACUGCACAAUGGUGUCGUGGUCUGUCGUUAUCCGCCAGCGCUGCAAGUGGCGCCAUCGCACUGAAGGGGCCUCUAGUUGUGCUGUGUGCGCCACAGCCUCGCUUUCACACAAAAACAAAGAGACUGCUUCGCUCGCAACAAUGGGCAUCAGUAAACUGGCGGAGUUAAUUCGCAGUGAUGCACCAAAUGCCAUCUCGUACAAGAAAACAGGCGACUAUUCAGGUCAGUUAAGGGCUUCUUUCCUCAUUAUACCUCAAUAUUGUUGCACUUUUUUUUUCUCGUUACACCUAAAAACUAACUUAGCAAAUAGGGUAAAUUUAAGAGGAUUACACAUUGGGUUGAGAAUAUUUUUCUGACCACAUUGCUGCAACAAUACGUUUAAAGAAAGACUGAACACAAGGCACACAGCAGUGACACGUAGGUCGCCGAAAAGUUAAAGGUCCGUUGUUGACAAUGACGUCAUGGUCAAGGAACGUUCCGGGGACGUGUCUGCAAGUCGCGCGAGAAUGUUAUCGCGCGCUCAACACUCGCGGUUGUUUUGCCGCUGCGUCUCCAGCCGAUACGUUGUUGGCUUGUGUUCUAUUAAUCUUAUUCAGCGUUAUAAUACUUUUUGUGCCCACUGUAUUUCUCAUUUCAGUCGAAUGUCUCAUAACGUCCUUUUCUUCCUGUCAGAAUAAAAAUCUUUCUCGCUCUUUUGCUGCCUUCAUGACUGGUUUGUCUGCUUUUUUUUUUUUUUGAGUCCUCGGUGUUAUUUUCUCCGACUCCUUUGCCCCCGGCAACACACAGUUAGUACCUAUUAUUAAUAACCAGCUUUACACUGAUUUACACAGCGGGCUAUUCUACUGUAUCAGUUGCACCACACCUGGAGUGCUAAGGCGAAACCAGACACUACGGGCUGCUCGCUCAAACUUUUUAAAUGCAAAAAUAUCAAUACCUCUUUUCGUUAUCUUUUGUGUUCUUUCAACUAUCUUUCUCACGAAUUUGCAAUUAACCUGCAGACAAUAUGCAGCGAUAUCAGUUAUAGCCCACAGUACACACACCCCCGGAGCCCUGUCUGCAUUUCCACACUGAUUUUUCCCAUGACAGCAUUGCUUCAGAGUUCAGCUUUACCUCCAAAUAUCCUACUCAAGCGAGUGCUUUUAAGUUGCAGUGCUGCAGAUUUCGAAUGCGCUGUUGCCUUUUGGCGAGAAGCGAUGCCAAAUAGAGCAUGUUUCUGUGUGCUGUGUUUCAUCAUGUGUGUUGUGUCCUGUGUGCUGUAGUUUGCACUGUCAUGUCAGUAACAGUUCCAUCAUCCCAGAACCAUCUCUGCAGGUGGCUCCUAUUUCCCGACUGCAGCCAUUACCGCACUCUUAAUACCAGAUAUGGCAGGAGACUCUGCUACCAAAACUGCUCUUGGAAACUAAGCGAGGAACUGGAUUCAUGACCAGCAUUGUUUGUUUAAAUCUCAGGAUGCUGCUUUGUUGUUACGCUCGUUGUACAGCAUAACCCUAACCCUUCACUGUCAUAGCCCUGUAUGCCCCACUGCAUAAAUGGGAAAAGUUAUUGCCCUGGACACCUCUAUCAUACUCAGUCAAUUUCGCAGUGCUGUCCCUCAAUUAGGGAAACUAAGCCACCUCACAGGCCUGUUCUUCCGCACUCUGCACUUCCUGGAGCAUGACAUCAAGCCAGUCUUUGUGUUUGAUGGGACACCGCCGGCGCAGAAGAAGAAUGAGCUGGAGAAAAGAGCGAAGACCGCAGGUUACACUGGUUCCUACAUUAAAGGCAAAGAUUCCCCUCACAUCCAGGACUGUAAGCGCAUCCUGCAGCUUUUGGGAGUGCCUUGCAUUCAGGCUCCAGGGGAUGGGGAGGCGUUCUGCGCACAGCUGGUAAAGGAGGGCAAAGUUCAUGCUGUGGCCUCGGAGGACAUGGACACGAUGCCUUUUGGGAGCGAACUACUGAUCCGCCAGUUUGAUGCCAAGAAGGAAGGUGAUGUUAUGGAAUACUCUUUAUCUAAGCUGCUUGAUAUUCUGCAGCUGACUCACAAAGAGUUUGUAGACCUGUGCAUCCUGCUGGGGUGUGACUACUGUGAGAAGAUCCAGGGCCUUGGUCCACGGAGGGCACUGAAGCUCAUCCAGCAGUACAAGACCAUUGAGGACGUGGUGCUGCAUGUCAACAGGAAGACACAUCCCAUUCCUGUGAGUUGGAAAUACCAGGAGGCACGCAGGUUGUUUUUGGAAACACAGCAGAGUGACCAACCAGACCUGAUUUGGACAGAGCCCAAUGAGGAGGAGCUGGUCCAUUUCCUGUGUGAGGAGAAGCACAUCAAUGUGUCUAGGGUUCGAGGGCGGAUGCAGAAGUUUCAUAAGAUGCUGCAGGAGAGGAGGAAAGAACGUGAGGAAAACAGCAAGCAGGCACGCAUGGAAGACUUUUUCCGCGUGACUCGUAGGAGGCAGAGCUUGAUGGAGGGCCAAGGGCCCAGCAACAAGAAAGCCAGAUAUCAGUGAUCCAUCCACAGAAGAAGACUGUGUGGCCUAUCCUGUCCUACAACCUGCAUUUGUGUGUGCUACCAUUUGUGUGUAUAUCAUCGUGAAAGACUAAGGAAAUUACUAUAAUGAAAAUUUAGGGGAAUAUUCUGGAACCGUUACGCCACUGACAGAAUCUAUAUACUAGGUUGAAUGGUGUAAUCAUAUUGAAAUUUAGUUGACCAGCAAUGUAUAUGAAAGGAGAUCUAAAAAGUUAUAUUUUCAUAAUUAGGACAAUUUUUUUUUUCCCUGUACUGUAUCAUUUGCACUUUGGCAGUUUUUUUGUGUAAAACUAAGGUAAUAGAAUCUUAAUAUUAUUCUGCCAGUUUCUGAAGAUGCCUUUUUUAAUUCAGUUGAAGUUUGCAACUUUCUUUUAGUAAAUAAAUAAUCUCAAAGUUUAGUAUUAAUCAGAUGCCCAUAUUUAAUUUUGU